AUGCGGCCUGGAACGUUCAGACACAACAUUGAGCUUAGCAACCUGCGACUCGCCAACAACGACUUGACCCACUUAUCCGAUGGUCUGUUCUCCCACAACCCAAAAGUGGGUUACAUAGACCUCACCAACAACGGCAUAAGGACCAUCUCGGCUGGGGCGUUCAGGAACGCUUCGAAUCUCCACAACUUAAUUCUUUCUCGGAACAACCUGACAACUCUAGAGGAGGGAACACUGGAUGAUGCGGUGCCACUCAUAUAUUUCCAUGCUUCACAAAAUCAACUCACAUCCCUGCCCCCAACAAUCUUCGCCAGAACUGUGUCACUGAUUGAAAUCAAUCUCAGCUUUAACAACCUGACAUUUCUUCCAAAGGACAUAUUUGCAACUACUACUGAUCUUAUGAUACUGAGCCUGAACCACAACAGGCAGGAGUCCUUGGAACCAGGGUUGUUCCAGAACACCCCCCGGCUCAUCAUGCUGCAUCUGAAUGGGAACGCCAUCAACACCCUCUCGGCAGACGCCAUCACCGGUUUGCAGCGGUUGCGCUACCUGUACAUGUCCGACAACCAGCUGACCUCGCUGGUCUUCAAGCCAACUCCUGCCCUGGACACCCUGGUUCUGAAAGCGAACCUCCUCCAACACCUACCGGAGGAGCUGCUGAGCAACUGCCCCCAUUUGGACAGUCUGUAUUUGGACCGCAAUCAGCUCAAGAGCCUUCCAGGGAGACUCUUCACCAAGAAUACUGAGCUCAGUGUUGUCUCACUCGAAGGCAACUGUCUUAGCAGACUGCCAACCGAGCUGUUUGCCGGGGAGCCAUCACUGAAACUUCUGCGCUUGGGACGUAACCCAUGGGACUGCACCAGCUGCAGUGUUGCUGCGAUGGCGGCCUGGCUGACAUCACAGCACAUCAACAUCGGCGAUGUCGUGCCGCAGUGCUCGGGACCUGAACCACAGGCUGGAGGAAAGGACAUCCGUGAAGAGGCGGUUGCUGACUGUCCAAAGGACAGCGGUCAGUAG
Messenger RNA from Schistocerca gregaria, 1014 nucleotides. Its product is annotated as leucine-rich repeat-containing protein 15-like. Gene Ontology annotation, molecular function: protein binding. Gene Ontology annotation, cellular component: plasma membrane. The transcript has 3 exons. The record is from RefSeq and is a predicted model, not a curated record. Bases 1 to 1014 code for a protein of 337 amino acids. Lineage: Eukaryota; Metazoa; Arthropoda; Insecta; Orthoptera; Acrididae.